Messenger RNA from Panicum hallii, 577 nucleotides. RefSeq lists its product as uncharacterized. The record is from RefSeq and is a predicted model, not a curated record. The coding region runs from base 105 to 362 and encodes 85 amino acids. Lineage: Eukaryota; Viridiplantae; Streptophyta; Magnoliopsida; Poales; Poaceae. The transcript has a single exon.
CUCUCUUCUCAAAUCCAGACGCACCGAAGCCAAGUGACCAGCCUCUGCUCACUCACUCCGUACCACACACCCCUCCGUGCCUCCGCGACCUCCGAGCAAGGCCGAUGUCGUCGCAGCGGCCGGGCCGGCACCAGCGCCGGGCGUCGCAGAGCGUGUUCGUGCUCCCGGAGAACCUCGCCACCCUCGACGUCGACGCGGCGGCCGAGGCCGGCGGGAAUAAGGCCGGCACGGACGGCUCCGGCGCCGAGCAGCAGGCGAGGCCGCCGGUGGGGCGCCACCGCCGGGCGAUGUCGGUGGCCGUGGCGUCCAGGGACCUGGAGCUGAUUAAGGAGGACCUCGGCAGCUACAAGAUCGGCGCUUGAGCCUGACGGAGGCCGUGCGCCUCCACACGUCGCGUCGUGUGUGUAUAGAGCCCUGUGGGUGAACCGUACCCGAAGCUAGCUUUGAUCGACGCUUACUAGUGGCUCAAGUUUCAAGUUCUCCGUUGCUCUCUCUCUUUUUUUUGGCUCAUGCAUGUAAUAUUACUGCUAUGUAACUUCUCCUCACGACGAAGAAAGUAUUUGAACUUUUCAUCGCA